GAGAUUCGCUUCUCCCUCUCUCUUAUUCUAUGCUCCUAACCUCAAACUUUCACACUUUUUAUCCGGUAUUAUUUUAUUUAUUUGUUAAUUACGUAUUACAUAUCAUUAAUAUUAUGUCUGAAGCGUUCACAAACUCAUAUUUUUACGCAUUACCCUACGAAGUGCUCGCAUACAUUUUAAGCAAAAUAAAUACGGUAACAUUAUUAAAUUUCUGUGAGGUGUACGAGUGCGACUAUUUUUUGGCAGACAGAGAUGUUACCAGGACCAUCGAUUUGUGCAAAGCUUACACUUUACCGGACUUGGUCGAAUUAUCGAAAAAAAUCGUGUUUGAGAAUGUGACUACGCUAAAUGUGAAUUGUUUGUAUUGGGUUUCGGCGUCAAAAUUGCGCCGACUCGUUCGCAGGCUUAUCAAUUUGGAAACUUUAUAUGCGAUGCAGACUAAUCUAAGCCUCACGUCCUACGAUACGGAAGUUUUUAGCAAGUUGAAGAUUAAAAAAAUGAGUGUUUCGGUGGACCGACACGAGGGAAUUAACAGUCACAAAAUACCAACUAUUGAGACCUUGUAUCUCAGUGUUAUCGAAGUGACGGCUUUCAUAAACCCCUGGGUGCUGCAUAUGGUUUUCCCCGCACUUAAAAACUUGUGGAUUGAUGUUGAGAAGCCUUGCGACCCCAAAAUCAUCCUCCAUUGCCUCCAUGCUGGCAAUAAAAAUAAGAUUUUUUUCCAAGUUAAAGCCCGAACUCCGUCCAUUAACUUCGACCAUUACGGGUUGUCCACUUAUUAUAAUAACAGGAGGGCGAGUCAACCUUACGUUAUGUGCUGUGAAAAAUUCACUGCGAAACAACUUCCCUCGGAAAGUAUUUUCGAAAUUGAGCGCAGUUCGGAGGAGAGUUGGCGUAUUCUGGACGAAUUGCAUUGUUCAAAGCCCUAUGGACCUGACGAUGCCCGAAAGUUAUUUUUGAAUGAAAGCAAUGUCGAUACGAUGUUUUUUGAAGAGCUCAAUUUCUACCACAACGGCCCUGUUUGCAACGAUCGGUGCAGAAACGCAGUGUCGCAAAUCUUGAAGUCUUCGUGCAGCUCCAAACUUAACAAACUCUGCAUCAUGAUGUGUCUAUUCGAAAAUAAAGAUGCCCAAGAGGCGGUGAAAACUGAAGAUUCGUACAGAGCCACCCGGGAGAGAAUCGGAAUAAUGAAUAAGACUGCAAAUCAUCCAAUGGAGGGUGUUUUUAAAAAUUUUCAAGGGUUGCAACACUUGGAAGUUUUCGCGUGUAAUCAAACGUCUCAUCAUAGUGCCAUCCAGGCGUAUCCUUUGAUUACGAUUUUUGAACAUUUGGAGUGCCUCAAAGUCGAAAUUCCCGUCACUCUAGACGGAAGUUUUCUAAUAGAUGUUUUAAAAAAAUGUAAACACUUGAAGCGCCUCUUGAUCACGUCGUUGUCGCAAAACGAAAAAUUAAAUAUGAAUCUAGCCUUGGCUAUUCCGAAUGCAACAUCUUUAAAAGACUUCAGAUUUCAGAACCACCGAAUCCAGUUGGACAAACUCCUCCAGCGUUUCUCUCUCAUUAAAACACAAAAACUGGAGCGAAUUGUUCUAAUUUGUGAGGAGAUUGAUAAAAUGAAUCUACCCUCUCUGCAGGAAUUCUUCGACACCCACCCCCAACUUAUAUUCGUGUAUUUCCUGAUCCGGGGAAGUACAGAAGCGGUGGUUCGAACGGCCCAACAAAUGUUAAAUUUUUACAAAAAGAAACACCCCUCGAAAUUUUUUCUCGUCAAGAAAAUUGAUGUUUUCAACCGAAUUCGUUUCGAGAUACCUAAUGUUCAUUUAUGUGAAAUGGUGAAAAGCGACAACCGCGUUGCCAGUCUGAAUGCCUUAGACGGUUUUGUGAAUUUUUAACUUAUUUUGUUGAUUGUAGUUGUUACAAAAAUAAAAUAAAUAAAUAAAAUCAA
This is a messenger RNA of Tribolium castaneum (red flour beetle), 1942 nucleotides long. RefSeq lists its product as uncharacterized. The transcript has 9 exons. The coding region runs from base 30 to 1889 and encodes 619 amino acids. The record is from RefSeq and is a predicted model, not a curated record. Lineage: Eukaryota; Metazoa; Arthropoda; Insecta; Coleoptera; Tenebrionidae.